This is a messenger RNA of Polistes canadensis, 4369 nucleotides long. RefSeq names its product regulatory-associated protein of mTOR (gene raptor). NCBI's taxonomy places the organism in Eukaryota, Metazoa, Arthropoda, Insecta, Hymenoptera, Vespidae. The record is from RefSeq and is a predicted model, not a curated record. Gene Ontology annotation, biological process: cellular response to starvation; TORC1 signaling; positive regulation of protein serine/threonine kinase activity. The transcript is spliced from 22 exons. Bases 319 to 4140 code for a protein of 1273 amino acids. Gene Ontology annotation, cellular component: cytoplasm; TORC1 complex. Gene Ontology annotation, molecular function: protein-macromolecule adaptor activity; protein binding.
UAUAUUUGAAUAAAUUUGUUAUAAUGUUUCCAAUAAAUGCAAUUAAAAAACUAACCUAAUUUGUAGAGAAAUUCAGGAAGAAUAUUAUUAUUGGCCAACCUGAUGGGGUAUGAGUCGCAUGGAAUUUUAUCAUGGCGACUGUUCAGGUAAACUUACGAAUUUCAGAAUUAAUUCAAUACAUUAGCGAUUCGUGUGUUUUGUGAUUCAUCAUUUUAAAGUUAACAAAGUAUAGUGCGCGUUAAAUUACAUUGAAAUUUGAUGUGAUCGGGAGGUGUUUUUGGUGGAAACCUUUAGUGGCUUUCCGUAAAAUAUAAGCGGAUGAUGUCAGUUAUCGACGCAAAGCCAUGCCACGAGGAAGACAAUUCAAAUUUGACCGAGGACGAUUGGAAAAUGCCUGUUGCUUUUCAAAAACCUCGACAUACAACAACAAUCGAGGGGAUCAAUUGUGUCACCCAAACUUGGCGUAUGAAAGAACGGAUGAAAACAGUUAGCGUGGCAUUAGUGCUCUGUUUAAAUGUUGGCGUGGACCCACCUGAUAUUGUUAAAACACAACCAUGUGCUCGUUUAGAAUGUUGGAUUGAUCCAUCAUCUGUGAGCCCACAGAAAGCUCUUGAAAUGAUAGGUUCUAAUUUACAGAAACAAUAUGAAAGAUGGCAGCCUAGAGCACGUUAUAAACAAAGCUUAGAUCCUACUGUAGAAGAAGUUAAAAAACUAUGUACCUCUUUACGAAGAAAUGCUAAAGAAGAAAGGGUUCUUUUUCAUUACAAUGGACAUGGUGUACCUAAACCUACUAGUAAUGGUGAAAUAUGGGUUUUUAAUAGGACUUACACACAAUACAUUCCAUUGUCAGUGUAUGACUUACAAACAUGGAUGGGAGCACCAAGCAUCUACGUAUAUGAUUGUUCUAAUGCUGGAAUUAUCGUCGAAUCUUUCCAACAAUUCGCUGAACAACAUGAAAAAGAAUACGAAAUGGAAAAGCAAGCAGUGCAACAAAAUUGUGCUACCGGAAUUGCUAAUUCUACUAUCCCGUCUUAUAAAAAUUGUAUUCAAUUGGCAGCAUGUGCAGCUAAUCAGAUUUUAUCUAUGAAUCCAGAUCUGCCAGCAGACGUGUUUACGUCUUGCCUUACUACACCGAUCAAAAUUGCUUUACGCUGGUUUGUUAUGCAAAAUACUACGAAAUUAAUCCCAAAGAUAUCACUGGAUUUAAUUGACAAAAUUCCAGGUCAAUUGACCGAUAGAAGAACAAUGUUAGGGGAAUUAAAUUGGAUAUUUACUGCAAUUACAGAUACCAUAGCAUGGAACACAUUACCUAGAGAUUUAUUCCAAAGGUUAUUUAGACAAGAUUUGUUAGUUGCUAGUUUGUUUAGAAACUUUUUACUUGCUGAAAGAAUACUUCGCUCGUAUGAUUGUACUCCUGUAUCUUGUCCAAAGUUACCACCGACAUAUCAGCAUCCAAUGUGGCAAGCCUGGGAUUUGGCACUUGAUUUAUGUUUAGCACAAUUACCACAGAUUUUAGAAAACGAAGAACAAUUUGUACAUUCUCCUUUCUUCGAAGAACAAUUAACAGCUUUUCAAGUUUGGCUUACAUUGGGUUCGAAAAAUCGCAAUCCUCCAGAACAACUUCCAAUUGUUUUACAGGUGCUUUUGAGUCAAGUACACAGACUUAGAGCAUUGGAAUUGCUGGGACGUUUCCUUGAUCUUGGCCCGUGGGCUGUGAAUUUAGCGUUGAGCGUUGGAAUAUUUCCGUAUGUUUUAAAAUUACUUCAAAGCAAUGCGAAAGAGCUCCGACCUUUGCUCGUGUUUAUCUGGGCUAAAAUUCUUGCAGUGGAUAAUACUUGUCAGGCUGAUUUAGUACGAGAUGAUGGUCAUAAAUAUUUUCUAUCCGUUCUGCAAGAUACUACAAUUUUGCGGGAGCACAGAACAUUAGCAGCAUUCGUGUUGGCCUGUAUUGUAAAUGAUUAUCGACCUGGACAAAUUGCUGCCAAUCAUGGAAGUCUUGUAUCAAUUUGUCUUGAACAAUUAGGCGAUUCUCAUCCUUUGUUACGCCAAUGGCUUUGCUUAUGUCUAGGAAGACUUUGGCAUAACUAUGAUAAAGCAAGAUGGUGUGGAGUAAGAGACAUCGCUCAUGAAAAACUUUUCAUAUUGCUACACGAUCCUGUUCCUGAGGUACGGGCUGCUAGUGUUUAUGCACUGGGAACUUUUAUAAACAGCGUUACAACUCGAAGUGAACAUGCAAACAAUAUUGAUCAAAUCAUUGCUAUGACACUUAUUAAUACUAUUUCUCAUGACAUGUGUCCUUUAGUAAGAAAAGAAUUGGUAGUAGCGCUUCAGUGGAUGGUUCUACAUUUUGAGAAUUCAUUUGUGACGCUAGCUUUGGCUGAAGAAAAUAGUCGAAAAGAUUUAAUUGUAGAAACAUUAUCGCCGUUCAGCGGAAUGAGGCGUAUUAGUUCAAGAGAUCGUUUGAAGAUGCUAUCUCCUAAUAAUAUGUACACUGUAGACACAUCCGAUGGGCUUGGCCAAGACCGUAUAAAAAGAGUUUCUUCUUCAUCAUCUAUUAGUAGUUUAGGCCAUAGUUCUUUGGGAAAUUUACCAAGCUUAUCUUAUGGUAGCGUAUACAUGAAAUUAUGGCAUGGACUUGGUAAUCUUGACAAUGAUCCUCACCCUGCGGUCGCUUCAAUGUCUCAAAAAGUAACCAAUCAUAUUCGCAGACAGAUUAAGGAGUCGUCUGUGCCUAAAGAAGUAGUAGAGACUAAAAUAUCCUCGUCAUUGUCCCUUCCACCAUCUCCGUCAAAUCAAACUAGUUAUCUAAGUAAUAGCAAGGGAGAAUCACCGCCAAUAGUUAAUUCUGGAACAGAUUUAAUGCGUUCUGCACGAAUGUCUUCGCACGGUAAUCGUCCAAGGAAACCAGUGCCCAUUACAAUAUCAGAAGAAGCAGAUGAAAUAUUUGAUAUUAAAACACCUUUGACUACUUCGCAAUUUGUUGAAUGGAGUUGUGCACAAUUCGCGCAACCUGUUACUCUAAAAAAUGAAAUUGAAUCCGUAAACGAUAUGGAAAGUAGAGCACAUUAUGAACGCGAAUGGAGAUAUUUACGGAACAAACGACAGAGACGCGAUGCAAAAGAAGAACAGUUAAGAGCAAUGCAAAAUAGAAUAGAAUCUCAAGUAUUCCAUGCGAGAUGUUCUCAGUCACCAGACGUUCUUACGUUCCAUCCGUUUGAAUCACAUUUGGCUGUAGCAUUGAAGGAUUACUUUGGAGUAUGGGACUGUCAAAAUGGUGCAAAAUUAACAUAUUACGCCAGUCGUGGUAGUAGAAUGUCAAGAAUUACGACUUUGGAGUUUAUCAAUGCUCAUGAUGUUACGUUAUUAAUGGCUGGUUCUGAUGAUGGUUCAAUCAGAGUGUGGAAGAAUUAUAGCAGCACAUUAGGUCGUGAUCCUGUAUUGCUUACCGCAUGGCAAGCAUUGUCAGAUAUUCAGCCAUUAGCAAGGACUUCUUCUGCAACAGCAGGAUUGAUUACUAAGUGGGAACAAAAGUCUCUAACUUUAGCCGUGACUGGUGAUGUUCGUAUCGUCAGAUUGUGGGACGCAGAAACAGAGUUGAAAAAGCAAGAUAUACCAACGGGUGCUGAUUGCUGUAUUACGUCUGUCGAUGUCGAUAAUACAGGAUCUUUAAUGGUAUUAGGCUGUGGCGAUGGAUCAGUUCGACUCUUUGAUAGAAGAUUGGCUCCACUAGAAGCAAGAGUAAUGACGUGGAGAGAACAUACUGCGUGGGUAUUGGGAACACAUUUGAGAAAGUCAGAUGGUUUUAUAUCACAAUUAUUUACUGGCUCUUCUUCUGGAGAUAUUAGAAUUUUUGACAUAAGAAAAAAUUCUUCUAUAAGUUCUGUACAGAUAACACAAGGCAUUACAGCAUUAACUGUUCAUGAAAAUGCUAAUGUUUUUGCUUGUGGCUCAACGAAUCACUGCAUCAGUGUUUAUACUACGCUUGGACAACACCUCAAUACGAUUAAGUUUCACGAAGGUUUUAUGGGUACACGAAUUAGUCCUGUAAGUUGUCUUAGUUUUCAUCCCUAUCGUGUGAUUUUAGCAGCGGGAUGUGUUGAUAGUACUAUAACUGCGUACGCAUCCGAGUCAAGAAGAUGACUGUUAGAGAGAGAAUUUCUGUAAUAUUACUUUUGACAAUUUUUCAAAUGAUAUUUCUUGUAAUUAACCCCUUCUGCUAUUACCACGAAUUAGGUGCGUGGUAUAAAUAGCGAGAUAAACAUGUUACACUGUUCUCGCAUAGUAUAAGGAGUUAAUUAUUAUGAUAUGAAAAGUACAAAAGGAAAAAAGAGGAAAAAGAAAGAAAGAAAGACAGACAGACAGACAAAAA